Messenger RNA from Toxorhynchites rutilus septentrionalis, 2833 nucleotides. Its product is annotated as electron transfer flavoprotein beta subunit lysine methyltransferase-like. The record is from RefSeq and is a predicted model, not a curated record. Gene Ontology annotation, biological process: peptidyl-lysine trimethylation. The transcript is spliced from 7 exons. Gene Ontology annotation, cellular component: mitochondrial matrix. Gene Ontology annotation, molecular function: protein-lysine N-methyltransferase activity. NCBI's taxonomy places the organism in Eukaryota, Metazoa, Arthropoda, Insecta, Diptera, Culicidae. The coding region runs from base 1 to 1026 and encodes 341 amino acids.
AUGAGCCAAUUUCAACCCAUUUCAAGUGCUAUUGAUGAUAUAACAGUUUACGAGUUCGACAUGCAAGCUAGUCAACAAGUAUCAGAAUGGCGUCUUCCAACUGAGCUGAUAUCGAAAAAAAAGGUUGGUCAAGUUGGUCAAAUAUUCAAGAAGAUCGCCCAAUCCUACUUCCGACCCAACACGCCGGCGGCGAUAGGAGCUAUCGUAAGUCGUCCGGCUUGUCUACAGGCGCGGCGGGUUCAGCGACGGCAUCACGCAACCCGUUAUCUUCAUGAUUGCGGGAAUGGAUCAAACCUUGCUCAGGAAAGCACAAGUCGCCGCCGACAAACCCCGGCUGACAGCCGCAUAAACCACGCCGAUCGCAGCAAGAUAUUACACAAUACGAGAGUUUCGCGCCACCAUCUGGCACCGGAGAUCGCGCUGCAUUUAAUAACGCCGGAAUGUACCAUUUAUCAUGAACCCAUCGGCGAUGACUUCUGCUUUGCCGCUGAACCCUUCUGGGGAUUUUUCUGGCCUGGAGGUCAAGCGCUAACGAGAUACAUUCUGGAUAACAAGUCACUGUUUGCGGGGAAGAAUGUGCUGGACAUCGGAUGCGGCUGUGGAGCAUCGUCGAUUGCCGCGAAGCUGGCGGGGGCAAACCGUGUGACCGCCAACGACAUCGAUGAAACUGCUUUACAAGCCACGCUUCUGAACGCGGAACUCAACGCUGUGACGGCAGGUCUCGAUGUGAGCAGUCAGAAUCAGAUAGGGCAGCCCGUUCGUGACGGAGUUUAUGACGUGCUGCUCAUUGGCGAUCUUUUUUAUGACGCUGAAAUUGCGAACGUGUUGAUGCCUUGGUUGUAUCGCUUAACGGCUUCACGGAAAAGUAUCUACAUUGGUGAUCCGGGUAGACAUGGUUUGGUUGGAACGAAGCUAAAGCACAUGACUCAACUAGCACGCUACGAACUGCCGCCUAAUGUUUGCAUAGAGAAUAACGGAUUUUCGCACGCGAACGUUUGGGAAUUCACUGGCGGUGAAGCGGCGUAGCUAACUUGGCAACAAUUCACAGUUUGGCAGCUAUGUCGUCAAUGCCAUUGAAUAAUCACUAUCCUAAGUAUAAUUGCAUUCAUUGUGAUGUAGUGCGAUAAUUUUACGAUCUAGGAAUACGUUAUCCAGAGUGGUUUUAUGAAUGAGUUAAUGGUUGGUUAGUCAUGAAUCAUUGCCAAAAUAAAAAACAGUUGCGUGGAAAGUGUAGCUUAUAUGAUAAAGCUGAGCUAUGCUAUCGAUAUCGAUAUAUGACUACACCUAAAUUUUAAUAACGUCGGCUCUGCUUUUAUAAAUGUUUUCAUCGUGUUUAAUCAACUCGAGAAAUAGAACGACACUGUAAAUAAAUCAUAAUCGAAAAUGUAGAGAAAUCGAUGAUGCCGUGUUAUUUUCAAAACACUUCUUUUACAACUUAAAUGCAUUUUUAUUCAGAUGUUUUGCUAUUUGCAUACAUAUUUUACAGUUCAAGUGACACAGUCUGGGCUUUACAUCUUUGGUUCAGUAUUUUCAAAACAUUAACAUUCUUUGUUUAUGAAGCACUAUAGGCGUUUGAUUGAGUUAAAAACUAUUCAAUGCUGAAUAGCAGUAACAGUAACUUUCAUGAUAGUGUAUAGUGUGAGUUCAUUAAUUUUUACGUAAUGUUCUGCGUAAGUACAUUGCUAACGUCAAUGUUGAGCGAAACUAUAACUAUUGUAGUUCAUACUUGCAAAAUUAAGACCCGUUGAGAGAGUUUUCACCGUUUGCCAAUAGAUGUCGCUACACGAUGAGUGCGGAUGAUUGAGUAUGUAGGAAAAGUGGGGGAAAGGUGUUCACCCUAAGGAAUUGGCACAUUUCCUCCGUCUACAAACCGCUACAAUCCCCGUCUUUCAAAGAAUAUUGUAGAUCAACUUGUUGAUGCUCAAGAUACAAACGGUGUUUACUACAUAAAUUGAAAAUAGAUAAUUUUUCAUUAUUAGAAGAAAGAUAAAAAAAAUGAUUUUUAGUGUGAAGGUAAAGUUGUUACCAUUAUGGAAAUGGCAGGUACACGCAUGGAAUAAAUUUCACGAUAAAUUCCUUAAAUUUGAAGCGCACUAACCUACGGCCGAAUGACUACCGAGAGAGCGAAUUCUGUUUUUAUUUAUAUUUCUGACAUGCGAAAGCCCUACUGAAGUACAGGGUGGCCCAGAAGUUAUGGAACUCUUCAAAGAUAAAGAGUAUCAAUGCGGCCGACGAUUGAUGCUACAGAGAAUUUUUAUUUUCGAUGUAUUAACAGACAAAAUUGACUGCAGCUAUCUACUUCGAAACGUUAGCCUACACGCACCAUCCCGACAGCUACGCCACCAUCGAGUCCUUGCGAUGCCUAAUCACCGUACCAUAUAUGGGCAAAAUAAUCCAUUAGACGCUUGCUGCCGCGUCUUUAACGAGGUAUCUGAACUGUUCGAUUUUAAUAUUAGUAGGUUAAUCUAUAAGAAUAGAAUUAAGUCCCUAUAAGCAGUCUGUACAACCAUUAGGUCGAAGACGUUUGACAUUAAGUAAGUAAAUAAAUAAUAAUAUAUAAAAUAACCCAUAUAUAAUAUAUGGGUUGUUUUCGUAUGUGUUACAAAAUAUGACUGCUUUUUUAACACAUGAGGGACCGCACGUUUUAAGCCAAAUUUGAACGCUUCAUUUGUUCGGAUGCCAUGAAUUAGAUCGUUUCCUUCGAUGUGGAUGAGACGAAGGCGAGCCAUCGGUAGGCCUUGUUAGAUUCUUGGCAAAUCAAGAGGUAGAAAACACGGGUUAUUUCGUGAUCCAUCCGUAACAGACGGAACGUGAAACACGAGAUAUCUCGUGA